CGUCCCACAACCUCGAGCAUACUGCUCUUUUUCGUUCAUACUCUCUUGGGGGUGCGUAGAGCUGCACUGCUCCAGUUGCUAUCUAUACGGCACCAUUCUGCGCUCCACCACCCCCAACGGCAAGUAUGAGACCUACGCGAGUCCUUUGCGUGGCAGAGAAACCCUCCAUUGCAAAAUCAAUCACACAAAUCCUCUCUGGCGGACGUUUCAAUACUCGACAAAGCGGGAACACAUAUAUCAGGAAUUAUGACUUCGACUACCCUCAGGCCAACGCCACUUUCACGGUGACUGCUGUAGCAGGACAUAUGUUGGAGCACGACUUCAGCUUUCAGUACUCCAAAUGGACAUCUUGUGACCCGUUUGAACUCUUCGAGGCACCCAUCAUCGCGGAGGUCAGGAAAGAUGCCGCGACGAUCGCCCGCAACCUCAAGAAUGAAGCUAGAAACGCCCACAAGCUCAUGAUCUGGACAGACUGUGACAGAGAAGGAGAGCACAUCGGGUCGGAAAUAGUUCGAGAGUGCAGAAAGGUGAAACCUAACAUCAUCGUGACGCGAGCUCGCUUCAGCGCCAUCAUACCUCAACAAAUACACAACGCAGCACAGAACCCGGUUGCGCUCGACCUGGCCAUGGUGGAUGCUGUAGAGGCACGAAUUCUGCUUGACCUGAGGAUUGGCGCGGCCAUGUCCCGCUUACAAACUCUAAACCUGCAACGACGGUUCCAAGAUCAUGACAUCUCUGAAGAGGUGAUUUCGUAUGGACCAUGCCAGUUCCCGACUCUAGGAUUUGUAGUGUCUCGGUACAAUCAAGUGAAGGCUUUCAGGCCCGAAACAUUCUGGUACAUCUUCAUGUCCAUCACACGUCCAUCCGCGGAGGGCGAAGACGAAGAGACAGUGUUCACAUGGCGCAGAGGACACCUGUUCGAUUUUGACGUCGCUAUGACGAUUUACGAGUAUGUCCUUGAGUCGCCAAUGGCACGCGUGAUCGAGGUGAAGAGCAAGGACACCAAGAAAUGGAAGCCUUUGCCCUUGACCACCGUGGACUUGCAGAAGGCUGGAUCUCGGUUACUGCGUAUGAGUCCGAAGAAAGUGCUCGACAUUGCAGAGAAACUGUACCAGCAGGGGUUUCUGUCGUAUCCGCGUACCGAAACAGACCGCUUCGACCCGCAGUUUGACUUCAUGACCCUCAUCGAGAAGCAGACCGUGGACCCAGCAUGGGGCGACUUUGCCGCUAGGCAAGAACAUUGUAUACUCCAGAACGGUGGCUUCAAUCGACCAAGACAGGGCAGAAAAGACGACAAGGCGCACCCGCCGAUCCAUCCUACGGCUCACGCUGGGAACCUGGUCGGCGAUGAGAAGAAGGUGUACGAAUACAUCACGCGGCGCUUUCUUGCGUGUUGCUCGAAAGACGCGCUGGGUUGGGAGACUACGGUCGACGUACUCUACGGAGACGAAGAGUUCUACGCCACUGGGUUGAGAGUACGGGAACGGAACUACCUCGACGUCUUCAUCUACGACAAGUGGUCCGACAAGGAACUGCCGCACUUCGAGAGAGACGAAGAGUUCGCGCCAACGGUCUGUCUACUGAAGGAGGGACAGACAACCAAACCACACCUGCUCACUGAAGCAGACCUCGUCACAUUGAUGGACAAAAAUGGCAUUGGCACUGAUGCAACCAUUGCGCAGCAUAUUGAGACAAUCGUCAAGCGCAAAUACGUCCACGAGAAGAUCAGGGAGCAAUCAAGUAUCUCAUCCCUUCUGCGCUGGGCAUCGGGUUGGUCGAGGGCUAUGACUCGAUUGGGUUCGAACGUAGUCUUAGCAGACCACAACUCCGUCGCGAGGUCGACCGAACGUCGCAUGGUCGACAUCUGCGAAGGAGCUAUGACAAAGAACGACAUGCUGGUCCAAAGUAUCGAACAGUACAAGGAGAUGUACAUUCGGACGCGGGCUGAGUUCGAGAGGCUCGUUACAUGUGUGCGUGACCGUCUGCGAGAAGGUGUCAAUCUGACGACGUCGGUGGACCAGAUGACGACAAUGGCGGUGGUAACGGCGGCGGCGGUAGAGGUGGACGUGGAGGCCGGGGAGCGAGAGGCGGGCGCGGUGGCCGGGGCGGCGGCGGAAGAGGUGGUAGAGGAGGUGGUGCGAACCCCGGUGGUAACAGCAGCGGCGAUGACGGCGACGGUGGUGGUGCUGCUCGCGGUGCCGCGAGAGGAAGAGGAUCCAGAGGUGGUAGACGAGCAGCGUCUGCUGUUGCAAGAGCACCUUCCUUUCGAAGGGGACGAGGAGGCCGGGGCGGUGGGGCCGCCGCCGCUCCUGCUCCUGCUCCCGCGGCAAAUGUGGAUGGCUCGGACUCCGACCAACUGGGAUGAUGAUCCCCCUGCUGAGCCACAACCCGUACAGCCUCCCCCAGCUCCAGCGCCAGCGCCGCGACCACCGCCGUCACGCGCCAGCCGCAGUACCACGUCCAAAGCACCGGAUACGUCUUCCCUCGCUGCACCCACGUGCGAAUGCGGAGACGUCACGGUAGAACGAACCGUGAAGGCCGACACCGCAAACAAAGGCCGCCUGUUUUGGGCAUGUCCGAACAACCGCAGAUGCGACUUCUUCGAAUGGGCUGACGGGCCUUCCAACUCGAAUGCAACUGGAUCGCGUUCCACGGGUAUGGCAAAGCCUUCCUCGAUCCCCGCUAAGCGGUCCAUCGGUAACAACAGCGGCGAUCACAAGCGGUGCCUCUGCGAGCUGUCAGCUGUCUUGAAAGAGACGAAGACUGGGAAUAACAAGGGUAGGAUGUACUGGUCGUGUCCGAACGAGUCAGCGAAGGCUCGAUGCAAGUUCUUUGAAUGGGCAACCGACGAGGACAUCGCGGAGGCGGAAGCAGCAAGACCUCGGUACAAGACCUUUGAGAACCGCACCGACAGCAGGAACAGUAACAGUAACUACAACGGCGCGGGGUCCGGCGAGUGCUUCAAGUGCGGACAAGAGGGUCAUUGGGCAAAUGCUUGCCCGAACGGCGACGGCUUCAAAACAUCAUCCCGUACAACAUCGACCACGAGCAAAAGAGGGCGAGGAGGCAGCCUCCGACGAACUGGAUCAGGGCGCAAGGGUGUGAAGCGCGGCAAAAAGAACGACUCGUUCGCUGCAGACGACUGGUGACCAGUGGUUGUCGACGUUGAGAGCAGACCCCUUGAUCCCGCAUGCUGUAUCUGUGUUCCAGGUUUAGUCGUAUUGUAGUAGUCGUGUUGUACCUGCUUUCAGUUGUAUUCCGCUGCUCAGGAAGUAUCUUAU
This is a messenger RNA of Fomitopsis serialis, 3281 nucleotides long. RefSeq names its product DNA topoisomerase. Gene Ontology annotation, molecular function: DNA binding; zinc ion binding; DNA topoisomerase type I (single strand cut, ATP-independent) activity. Bases 126 to 3149 code for a protein of 1007 amino acids. Gene Ontology annotation, biological process: DNA topological change. Gene Ontology annotation, cellular component: nucleus. The record is from RefSeq and is a predicted model, not a curated record. The transcript is spliced from 14 exons. Lineage: Eukaryota; Fungi; Basidiomycota; Agaricomycetes; Polyporales; Fomitopsidaceae.